AUGAGCGCACUGACUGGGCUGGUAAACUAUUCCGACGACGAAGACGCAUCUGAUGAAGAAUUUGAACGCCAAGAAACAGCCAAACCAAAUGUAAAUCACAGUCCAAAAAAGAUCGUGCCAAUCAAGCCUGUUGAAAAACCAGUGGCCAUAUCUUCAGACACUACGAAUACUACUAGUACAUCCGAAACGAUUGAUCCUACAAAACCAAUAAUAGAUCGAAAGAAAAAUACUUCUAUAUUGCCUGAACUAGAACAUUCUGCGGCACUGUACCCUUCACAAGAUACGAACGUUUUGGAUAGAUCUAGGCGAUUAAAGGCACUAUUAGCACCCAAACCAAUUGAGGGUGUUGUAAAUUGGGGAAUUCCUCCAGAGCCAGAGACUGAAGUAGAAGAAGACCGUGCAGCAAAUAUUGCCCAUUUUCUAGAACUACGAGCGUCUGGACACAAGUUGAAUGAUCAUUUACAACGUAACAAAUCUUUUCGAAAUCCACGGAUAUACGCAAAAUUAGUCGAGUUUGUCGAAUUGGAUGAAAUUGGAAGCAAUUUUCCCAAGGAAUAUUUUGAUCCUCACGGAUUUCCUAAAGAUGCAUACAUUGACGGCAUCCUCGAAACACAGCGGCGUCUUGCAGAAGAAAAGGCUCUUUCACAUCAGUCCCGAACAAACAUAGCAUUUACUAGUGCGAGUACACAAAGCCACCCAAAACAGACACAAGACUCAUCAGGUGCUAUGGCUGCAGCAAUGGCGACGGCAGCGAAAGUGGCUAGUCGGAUUGCUAUUCCUCCAUCACAAGAAGUUGAAAAUGAAGCCAAAAAGGGUAGGAAAUGGGAUUCCACCUCUGGAAGAGAGCAAAAGAGACGGCAUUAA
Phycomyces blakesleeanus NRRL 1555(-) is the source of this 864-nucleotide messenger RNA. RefSeq lists its product as hypothetical. The coding region runs from base 1 to 864 and encodes 287 amino acids. Gene Ontology annotation, biological process: regulation of DNA-templated transcription. The record is from RefSeq and is a predicted model, not a curated record. The transcript is spliced from 5 exons. NCBI's taxonomy places the organism in Eukaryota, Fungi, Mucoromycota, Mucoromycetes, Mucorales, Phycomycetaceae. Gene Ontology annotation, cellular component: nucleus.